CCGAAAAAUUAUUACUAAGAUUAAAAUCGAUAAGCUCUCAAUGCAAUCGAAGUUCGUUUUCUCUUUUUCGGUGUGGACUGAUCAUUGGGCUGGGGCCUUUCCAUUUGGUGGUGGAUCAGUUGGUUUAUUGGAUUUGAACAAAUAAAGACUUUAAGCCCAGCCCAUUCAAUCUCAAACAAAAAUCCAACUCCAAAGCCCACCACUCUUCACACGUGAAUUCUGAUUCACUCCAAGAUACUCGGCCACCAAUUCACCAUCAUCAUCAACCUCAGUCUUUUGCUUCAAGUCAAUCAUCAUUCAUAAUUCUCCCCCAACCUUAUCAAUCUCCAACACUCCGCCAUUGUUAUGUACACUGCACCAUCAUCUUCUUCAUCUUCUUCUUUCGAAUUCUCCCUUUUCAUCUCAACCACCACCAUGCCCAUCAAUAAAGUCAAAGUCAAAGUCAAACCCACCUCCCAUCUUCAUCUCCUCCAUCUUCUCCCCAUUCUCUCAAUUCUCUUCCCACUGAGUCAAUCAAUCCUCCAGAAACCACCUCCCCUCCCGAUCCUCCCUCUCCCCUCCGCUCCCCAGCUCCAAUGGCAGCUCUCCGACAUGGCCAUGUUCCUCCAUUUCGGGCCCAACACCUUCACCGACUCCGAAUGGGGCACCGGCCACGCAGACCCAUCAGUCUUCAACCCGACCCGAUUCAACGCCACCCAGUGGGUCCAAGUCGCCAAAGACUCCGGCUUCAACCGCGUCAUCCUCACCGCCAAGCACCACGACGGAUUCUGCCUCUGGCCUUCGAACUACACCAAUUACUCCGUCAAAUCCAGCCCCUGGAGGAACGGGAAUGGCGAUGUGGUCGGCGACCUAGCCGCCGCCGCCAGCAAGCUCGGAGUCUCAUUAGGGCUCUAUCUCUCCCCCUGGGAUCGCCACGAGGAUUGCUACGGCAAGACUCUGGAGUACAAUGAGUUCUACAUGGCUCAGAUGACAGAGUUGUUGACUGGGUAUGGUGAGAUUAAGGAGGUGUGGUUGGAUGGAGCAAAAGGGGAAGGGGCUAAAGACAUGGAUUACUAUUUUGAUACCUGGUUUGAUCUCAUUCAUCAGCUGCAACCUGGAGCUGUGAUCUUCUCUGAUGCUGGUCCUGACACUAGGUGGGUUGGUGAUGAAGGUGGUGAAGCUGGCUUCACUUGCUGGUCUCUCUUCAAUAGGAGUGAUGCCAAGAUUGGUGGCACUGAUACCAGAUAUUCGCAGGGUGGAGACCCGUAUGGGCACGACUGGGUGCCUGCAGAGUGUGAUGUCUCUAUCCGACCAGGAUGGUUCUGGCACCCGUCGGAAGCACCCAAGUCUGCGAGGCAGCUUCUCGACAUUUACUACAAAUCUGCAGGCAGAAAUUGUCUCCUGCUGUUGAAUGUCCCUCCGAACACUUUGGGUCUCGUAUCAUCUGAAGAUGCGAGAGUGCUUCGUGAGUUCUACGAGCUACGAAGGUCCAUAUUCUCGUACAACCUCGCUGCUAACUCCACUCCAACCGCCAGCAGCACGAGGGGUGGCAGCAGCAGUUCUCGGUUUGGGGCUUACAAUGUGUUGAGAGAAGGUGUGUAUACGUACUGGGCACCUGAGGAGAAUCGGUCGAAUUGGACGAUUCAUAUGGACCUUGGAGGACCGGUGUCGUUCAAUGUGUUUCGAGUUCAGGAGCCGAUCCAGAUGGGGCAGCGGAUCAUUGCUUUCCAUAUGGAGGUGCUGAAUGCAGCUGGGCAAUGGAAGGUAGUAGCAAAGGGAACCACGGUCGGAUAUCAGCGGCUGUUGCAGUUCAGAACUGUGCAAGCUAAGCAGUUGAGGUUUGUGGUGGAUGGGAGCAGGGGAGAUCCGCUUGUAGCUUAUAUUGGUGUUUAUAAGGACCAGUAUUUGGACAGCGGAAGUUCGCAACGAUUCUUCAAUGGCACCGCCAGUCAAGUGAUCCUGGAAAAAGUAGGCUGCAAACAUUCUCAUCUAGCUGCAGCAGUGUAACAAAUGUGCUCUUCUCAACUCAUAACUUGUAUGUAAUAAGAUGACGUACCAAUC
Molecule: messenger RNA, 2040 nt
Organism: Linum trigynum
Lineage: Eukaryota; Viridiplantae; Streptophyta; Magnoliopsida; Malpighiales; Linaceae
Source: the annotation of a GenBank genome assembly